AUGAGUGAAGAUAUAAGUAAAUUAAAAAGUGUAGAAGAUAAACCUAGUGAUACACAUGAAACAAAUGAAGUCUUUUAUGAUGAUGAUUCAGAAAAUUUUUUAAUUAUUUCUCAUAGACAAAAAUUAAAUCCUCUAAUAAAAAAAAUAAAUAGAGUUAGAUAUAAAUUUAAUAAUAUUAUUCCAGAUUUCUUAAUAGGAAAAAAUAAUGCUUGUCUCUUUAUAUCAAUGAAAUAUCAUAGAUUAAGAUCAAAUUACUUAAAAGCUAGAAUUGAAACACUAUCAAAUAAAUAUAAUAAUAGAAUAUUACUUUGUUUAGUUGAUAUUGAUAAUAUUGAUAAUUCAUUAGGAGAAAUAAAUCAACUUGCUUUUUGUUUAAAUAUGACUCUCAUAUUAUGUUGGUCAAACGAAGAAUGUGCUCGAGUUAUAGAAGAUUUUAAAAUUUAUGAAAAAAAAAUCUCCUACUUGAAAAAUAAGGUUUCUUCAAAACAAGACGAAAAAAUAUUUGAACUUUUAAAAAAAAUUAGAUGUAUUAAUUCAACUGAUUGUGUAACACUUAUUAAAAAAUUCAAAAAUUUUAAAAAUAUUAUAAAAGCUAAAAAAGAUGAACUGAUAAAUUGCUCAGGUUUGGGAAACAAAAAAAUUAAUGCAUUAAUAUCAACAUUUAAUGAUCCUUUUUUUUAA
This is a messenger RNA of Plasmodium gallinaceum, 681 nucleotides long. Its product is annotated as ERCC1 nucleotide excision repair protein, putative. The coding region runs from base 1 to 681 and encodes 226 amino acids. NCBI's taxonomy places the organism in Eukaryota, Apicomplexa, Aconoidasida, Haemosporida, Plasmodiidae. The transcript has a single exon. Gene Ontology annotation, molecular function: damaged DNA binding; single-stranded DNA binding. Gene Ontology annotation, cellular component: nucleotide-excision repair factor 1 complex; ERCC4-ERCC1 complex; nucleus. The record is from RefSeq and is a predicted model, not a curated record. Gene Ontology annotation, biological process: meiotic mismatch repair; nucleotide-excision repair; mitotic recombination.